AUGGAAUACGAUUCUCUCCCCGCUGAAAAAGCGGCUGCUAAUGAAGAAUUCCAGCAUAGUGGCAACAAUGAGCCAAGCCAUUCUCAAGCUGAUUCUGAUUGGCUUCAAGUUAUACUUCAUGUUGACGGCGAUCUUUUACCGGGCUUUGAUCUUGAUCACAUCCGCUCUAUGGCAACAGAAGACUCUCCUGGACUUCGAGUCGAUAUUCUAGCUCGGCCUGGAACUCUCGCCGUGCCUUUGCUUCUCAUGAGACUGCAAAUCAAAUGCGGCGAGACAUGGCAUCGUUUGGCGAAUAUCGCUGUGCCAUUCAGCGAAAACGGAACCCCGCUGUUUGCCCAUCAUCUUCACGUAAGAGAAACGACUGCAAUGAAAGCCUUUUUUACCCUACCAUCCACAUAUAUUAGCUCAACUACGGUCCUGGAUCCUACAAAUGGCUUGGAUUUCGAUCUCAUGAGAUUGGGGUUGCCUGAUCCUCAACAUGAUAGUGCCUCUUCGUGCUCUAGCACUUUCGUUUGCCCUCAAGGCGACGAGAUAAUUUGGAUCUACGCUGAAACAAAAGCUGGCCAAGUUGUCGUGGAUUAUCCAUCAUCGUUUUGGAGGCAAAUCCACCGCCAAUCAAUGGCCACGCGAACCGUCGCUAACCGCAUCAAAUCUUUGCUCUCGUCUACGAACCCAGAGAGCCCGAAAAGAUUUUGGAUCACAUUCCCUCUCUAUCAAGAAUGGAGACGCGAUUGGCGACUAUUCUUCGGCGAUGGACACAAAGAAAGUCCCUAUGGCAGAGUCGUAGGGGAAUAUCAAGCAGACAAUACAUCAAACAAUCCAUUUCGAUCCCUUCUGAUUCCGCUCCCUGACUCGGAAUGGAUUGCAAAAGAGAACGACAAAGAGGAAUAUGGCACAGGCGCUACAGGGCUUCCUACAGCUUACUUGAUGGCUGUCGACAUGGAAACCGUGCAAAACGCUAUGCCCGAUAUUGGGACCUUGGUCGAGGUUGAUCUCUCAGUUGCUCAGGGUUAUUUCAAGAUACCGAAGCAGCCUCAAACUCCCCUUCACAUCCGAAAGAUUGCGGUAGAGGUUCAACGUGUUAUUAAAGCGGCGGAACACAAGGUACAAAAUGCUGCAGAUGAAAUUCAGACUAAGCUGAGUGGUAUCCGCGAUAAAGAGGCAAUCGCAGAAGACGUCGUCCACUUAAUUUCGGAAUUUUAUGUCGAAACCGCUGCCAAGGGCUUAGUGCCGUAUAUCAAUAAACUGUCGAAUAAGGCAAAGGCAAAGCAUCCCUCCGGGCCUGAAGAUGCUCAGCGAUGGGUAGACGCCCUAGAAGUAGCCUCUCAACUUCGAGCGCGCAGCGGCGAAAAUGACAAUGCGCAUGUCAAACGUAUUGCCAAAUGGGUCAAAUCUCAGGGGGUAAAUGUGCGGACAUUGAAGCGAAGCAAAUAUGGCGAGCCAUUUUUGGGCUAUCGUUUGGAUCCGCCUUGCAAUAUUCCUGCAGAGGUUGCACUCUUUCACCUUGAAGUGCCCAAGCAGCCAGACUGGCCGCACGGUUUUAAAAAGCCUCCCCUACGAAUCGCCAUCUCAAAGAAUGUUCCGACCGACGAGUCUCCAGUUGGUGCACAUAAGAUGAAAGACUUUUAUCUUGCUAAGAAGGCAGAGGCGGUCGAGGUGGAGUGUCUCGAAAUCCGCGUCAUGGACAAUCUAAAGCUCGACCAUAUAACAAGCGAUCAGUUGAAGGCUACUAUCCAGAAAAUUGCCAGCGUAAUAAUAACGAAAAGUUAG
Trichoderma gamsii is the source of this 1770-nucleotide messenger RNA. RefSeq lists its product as hypothetical. NCBI's taxonomy places the organism in Eukaryota, Fungi, Ascomycota, Sordariomycetes, Hypocreales, Hypocreaceae. The transcript has a single exon. The record is from RefSeq and is a predicted model, not a curated record. The coding region runs from base 1 to 1770 and encodes 589 amino acids.